Molecule: messenger RNA, 1603 nt
Organism: Bursaphelenchus xylophilus (pine wood nematode)
Lineage: Eukaryota; Metazoa; Nematoda; Chromadorea; Rhabditida; Aphelenchoididae
Source: the annotation of a GenBank genome assembly
AUGGUCAUUACAGAGUCCCAACCAUCAAGCACGCCUCUAGAUGCACUUCUCCUUCUCGCCACCAUCCUUCCAGAUGCUUUUCUCCUUCCCGUCAUCGACAUCGUUCAGGAGAAGAGUUCCAGUACGGUGGUCUCCAUCUUCAUCCCCACAGGCAACAACGUCAUCCUGUUCGCUUCGAUCUAUCCCAUCGUCAUGCAAAUAGCAAUAAUGGUAGUCAUCAUAGUCGCAUUGGUAGUCAACGAGAUCUUCAUCGGGUUUUCAACAGUCUUGGAAAUGGCAUCAACAAUAGCAUUGAAGAGGGAGGUGUUGUACUCUCAGACCGUCGAGGUUUUGUUUGAGCAAAUGUUUAUAUAAUCGUAUUAUUUUAGGUGGAUUACCGAAUCCCUGAUUCAAAUCGUCAUCUGGAAGUUCGAGUGGCCAAUCAGAGUUUGUUUGUGGACCCUAAACAUAUACAGGAUGUAUCGCCUCAGGUGUCGGCCUUCCUUCUUCGAGAGUUCACUCAUCAUGGGAGAACUUCCAUUGAACCUCAGCUGGAAGAUCUUUGUUUUGAGGAGAUUCUGGAGGCUGUGAAGACGCUCUGUCCAACCGAACUUGGGAUGUUCCCCUCUCCAGUCACUGGUAAGUCUUACUGUAUUUUAAUAAACUCUUAUACCUACAUAUAUUUGACUCUUUUAGCCCAUACCUUCUCCGUCCUAGCUCGUCUUUCUAAACACUUUGAAGUCCCCAAACUUCGUUCAGCUUGUGAAUUAUUCGUUGCGAGACUUCCAUUUUUGUUCAAAGAGGUCACUGCUCUCCAACUGGCUCAUAUGUUGGACAUAUCAUGCCAAUAUAGUCUCAAUCUCAGAUCCAAACUUCGUCUUCUCCAAGGAGUUCUGAUAAUAAUGGUUGCUGAAGAACAAGAUAAAACUCAUUUUGCCACUUAUUAUGAGAAAUCUGUGGAUCCAAUCAUCGCUGAUCUGAUAAAGGAGGCCGUGGCCAGGUAAUAUUACUGUAAUUUCUCAAGUAUUAUUACUUUUUUAGCUUCAAAAGAGGUGAGUUAAGCCAUGAUGAGUUCUUGGAUGAAGCCCGGCUUAAAGUUCCAUGCAGAUUGUGCCGAACCGAGGAUCCGGGAGAUCAAUAUUCGUCCAAUUUAAAGGUAGAAUAUUUUUUUCAAAUGCAAUUUUGCGGAGUUGGGCGAAUGGGAAAAGUACCUUUACGGAAACCGAAAAGUAUUAUUUUUCUUUGAUGCAAGUGUGAAAUUAGGGUAAUCGAGGGCGUUGAUUUCAAAAAUGACAUUAAUUUUUUUUGAUAGUUUUUUUUUCUUAAGUAGUCCUGUAAAGUAGUAAUCUUUUGAAUGUUUUUCAUGAAUACAUUAGGGGGUUUUUGGUGGUGCUUCUUUCAAUUCGAAACCGAAGAAAAGUAAUAGUUUUCGGUUUCCCCAAUCGUCCCAGUUCCGUAAUUUUGACGAGGUCCGAACAUGUUUAAUCGGUUUUAUUUCCAGGUUUGUCGUCGUUGUCGUCACACAAUCUGCUUCCAUUGUCAAAUAAGUCCUUGUUCUUCGUCCCUCACCAUAUUCCUCGAGAAAUUUGGAAAGACUACGGCUUCGAGACUCAAAUUUUUUUAA